This is a messenger RNA of Cryptotermes secundus, 1295 nucleotides long. RefSeq lists its product as uncharacterized. The record is from RefSeq and is a predicted model, not a curated record. Lineage: Eukaryota; Metazoa; Arthropoda; Insecta; Blattodea; Kalotermitidae. The transcript has 5 exons. The coding region runs from base 204 to 905 and encodes 233 amino acids.
CCAGACUACAUGGCGCCACACCCAAGAAAAUUGCACUCGUCAUAAUCAUCUUGUUGAGAACGUCGAAAUCGUCAAGGGUCAAGGAACUCAGCGUGUAAUCUCGUGAAUAACUAUAGCCAUCUUGUCUACAAGGAAAAGAACUCCAUAUCGUUGGCGCAUGGGCGGGCUGUUUGUUCUCUCCUCAACUUCCUCGUCAGUUCUGGAUGCAACUCGGAGCGCUGUGCUUGGUGGCGGUGUGGGCCUGUGUUGCUGUUGCUUCUCCUGCCAUCAACGAAAUCCGGCAGCCCAACAGCCGCCCUGGUCGCUUCCUGUCCCUCCCUGUUCCUUCCAAAUGCAGUCAGAGACCGAAAGAGUUCUUCUAUCGUGGUCACAAUUACUUCUUCAGUGGCAACCAGCCUCAGUACCGGAACUCGCGGCUUGAUUGGUUGGAUGCACGAAAUGUAUGCCGAGAAUACUGUAUGGAUCUCGUGUCCAUGGAAGGGCAGGAGGAGAACAACAUUGUCUUCAGACUCAUCCAGCAAGGCGAUGUGCCCUACAUCUGGACGAGUGGUCGCCUCUGUGACUUCAAGGGAUGCGAGAACCGACGCGAUCUGGAACCAAAGAACAUCUAUGGCUGGUUCUGGUCAGCCACCCGCCAGAAGAUGGCUCCUACCAACCAGGUUCCCAACGGUUUCGGCUUCAAUCCCUGGAGCCAGACCGGCCACAAGAAGGUCCGUCAGCCCGACAACGCAGAGUUUGACAUCAACGGAACGAACGAGUCCUGUCUCGCCGUGCUUAACAACGUGUACAGCGACGGGAUCGCCUGGCACGACGUCGCGUGCUACCACGAGAAGCCCUUCAUCUGCGAGGACAGCGAUGAGCUCCUCAACUACGUGGCUGCCACCAACAGAGGGAUCAGACUCUAAUUACAUUCUCUUAACGUAUCAUAUCAUAUUUAUUGUCUGCAGAAAUUUCGGUUCAUUGCACAUAAAGCGGAGUACAUCUGGUACUUGUCGCUUUGUAAUACGUAUUCUUCAAAAUUGUAUCAUUUUAUUUAAGUAAUUAUCGUAGUUUUACUUUGGUACUUUCGUACCAAGCAAGAAUUAAUAAGUAACAACCACAAUAACAUGUAAAACUUACAAGUCAUCAAGUAUGUAUCAUGUUUUGUUUCUCUAAAGUCAAGAAACCUAAGUUAAUUUCAUCAUUAACCCUUAAAACCACGAUGUUUUCUGCACGAACAAAGUGUUUUAAUAUUUUAAAUAAACUCUGCACAUUUCCCCCCGCAGAGUAUUUAUGUGUUUCGUAUGAUUAUGACA